Molecule: messenger RNA, 724 nt
Organism: Sitophilus oryzae (rice weevil)
Lineage: Eukaryota; Metazoa; Arthropoda; Insecta; Coleoptera; Curculionidae
Exons: 3
Coding region: 135-659 (174 amino acids)
Source: RefSeq, a predicted model, not a curated record
CGAUAAUCCUCUUUCCAGAAGAGCAGCGCCAUUGCUUGAAGUAGUAGAACUAGAUCCUGCUUUGGGGGAACACUCAUCCUCAACAAAAAAAUUAUUACCAUCACCCUUUACUAACGAAGAUUCAGUUGUGAGUAAUGCUAUGGCCCGUAGUCGAGCUUUCUUUUCUCGAUAUCGUCGACAAUCAUAAAGAUACUUCGUGUACUGAAUUCUACGCUGAUUAUGCGAAACGUGCACAACACGCUGAAACAAUAGCAAUUCUCGAUUUUCUAACUGAAAUGGAAGGACUUCUGGACCCUUUCACUCCCUACAACGCAGACUGCUUACUAGAGUCGGUGUUUUUGGGGGUCCAACCCGAAUACGGAGGAAGAGGUAUCGGCACAACGCUGUUCAAAAUUACAUUAGAUUUGGCCAGUCUGCUUUAUAAAGGACAAAAUGUGAAGAUAUCUUUGGAGGAAUCCUCUUUGCCACUUGAACCAAUUCCUCAAAUUGUAACUUCAAUUCUCACUACCUUUAAAACUCAACAAAUUACUAAACGUUUAGGCUUUGAUUUGAUCAAAAAAAUAUAUUUUAAAGAUGUUUAUUUCAACGGUAGAUCUUACGGUAGUCUACUUCGUGACGACAAUCUAUAUUUUACGCUGGAAUGUAAGAAAAUAGAAUAAAAAUAUUUAAUGAAAUUGAACUUCUACCUGUUUUAAUAAAGCUUAUUAAGUAAAUUACAUCUAAA